Heterobasidion irregulare TC 32-1 is the source of this 174-nucleotide messenger RNA. RefSeq lists its product as uncharacterized. Lineage: Eukaryota; Fungi; Basidiomycota; Agaricomycetes; Russulales; Bondarzewiaceae. The record is from RefSeq and is a predicted model, not a curated record. The transcript has 2 exons. The coding region runs from base 1 to 174 and encodes 57 amino acids.
AUGGUUCAGAUUGCUCAGGAAGUGUAUAAAGACACUCCGCAGGACCAGAUGUCUUCAGCAAAGGCCAUUCCUUGCUCCUACAUGGAUGCUCUAGAUACAAUUCAACUGGCUGAGACUUUUUUAGGAAUUACCGAUUCGCUCACGAAGACUCGGGCCUCUCUUAUCCGUGGCUAG